This is a messenger RNA of Thrips palmi, 2175 nucleotides long. RefSeq names its product protein arginine N-methyltransferase 6 (gene Art8). The coding region runs from base 220 to 1410 and encodes 396 amino acids. Gene Ontology annotation, cellular component: nucleus. Gene Ontology annotation, molecular function: protein-arginine N-methyltransferase activity. The transcript has 7 exons. The record is from RefSeq and is a predicted model, not a curated record. NCBI's taxonomy places the organism in Eukaryota, Metazoa, Arthropoda, Insecta, Thysanoptera, Thripidae. Gene Ontology annotation, biological process: peptidyl-arginine methylation.
GCCAAGCAUGGCGGCCUUUCUCUUUUCACACCUGCAUUUCAUUCCUGUUCGGACAGUUGGUAGCCCUGCUCGCCAGACCAGACGCUUUCUCUCUUUCUUUUGUCGCACUUUUAUCAAAACAUUUGUAGGUACACGCACACGUCUGACCCGUCUGGAGCCUCAUCGCCCGCACAGAGGGCAAACUCGUUGCUCUACUCGCUCUUGGAGACACACGGAGCCAUGAACGGCGCAGACACUUCCUCUGAAGCCGAGAAGCCGAAGGACUACUUCCAAAGCUAUGAGGACCUGGAGGUUCAUCACCUUAUGUUGAAUGACCAGCCUCGAACUGAAGCCUAUCGACAUGCUAUCAAUGCAAACAAAGCAAUGUUCAAAGACAAAAUCGUUGUCGACGUCGGUGCUGGCACAGGUAUCCUGUCAAUAUUUUGUGCUCAGGCUGGCGCUAAGAAAGUUUAUGCUAUUGAAGCUAGCAAUUUAGCUGAACUCAUGAAAGAAGUUGUCAAGGAAAACAAAUUAACAGACCAGAUAGAGGUUAUCCAAAGUCGUGUUGAGGAUGUAGAGCUUCCUGAUGGGCAGAAGGCUGAUGUUUUAGUCUCUGAAUGGAUGGGCUUCUACCUUCUGCAUGAAGGAAUGCUGGACUCUGUCUUGAAUGCUAGGGACCGCUUAUUGAAGGAAGGAGGGUUGAUGUUCCCUGACAAAGCUGAUAUAUGGGCUGCUCCAUGCUGCCUUCCGUCAUUGUAUGAUUUCUGGGAGGAUGUUCAAGGAGUCUCAAUGCAGUGUGUUGGUAAAGCGUGGCGUAAAAAAAAAGCAAGCAGUCCUGAGGUGAUGACGAUUGAUCCAGAGGAUCUUCUUGGAGCAGGAAAUCUAGUGAAGAGUAUAAAUCUUGCGACCGUUUGUUUGGCUGACUUGGAAAAGAUCAGUGUAAAGCAUGUUGUAGCUGCAAAUAGUGGUGGAAGAUACCAGGGUGUAUGUGUUUGGUUCACAGUGCGGUUUCCAUCAGGUCUAGUGUUGUCCACGGCUCCCUCUGCGCCCUCCACCCACUGGAAACAAACAGCAAUAGUUCUUCCAGAAGAACGGACUGUGGAAGAAGCUGAACCCUUGGCGUGGGAACUCACCAUGACUCGAGAUCCAGAAGCUGUUCGCCAUUACAAUAUAGAAUUAACCCUGUUAGAUCCCGAAGAAGAAAAGCAUCCCACGCCUUGCAGCUGUCAUAUGACCAAGUGCAUUGUAAUCAGAAAGUUUAUUGAACAGUCAGAAGAGGCUGAGGAUGAAGAGUUUGAUGAGGAGGAGGGAGAAGAUGAUGAUGAAAUGGAAGAUGAAGAGGAGUAUGAAAGUGAUGUUGAAAUGAACAGUGAGAGGCAAGAUUUAAAUGAUGCCAACAAGACCAAAGAAAAUGGAGAAGGAAGUCAUUAAAUUUGGAGGCAAUCUGUUUUAUUGCGCUAGUUAAUUAACAAGUUUUGCUUAGAACCUCAGAACUGUACAGUGGUUUUGUCACAUGUAUAUCUUAUCUUAUUAUUACUCUUGUUGAUCUUGUCUUUAUCAUGUGAAUUUUGAAGAGCCGAUUUGUGUGGUAAGAUUUCAUCAUGUUUCUUUGCAAAGAAACUGUUAUGUGUACUUGUGUCUCUUUCUCCUACCUCAUCAUUUUGACUAAGUUUUCUCCUCAAUGAGCUGCUUCUUUUUCAUUGCCUCAGUUUUCUCAAGGAGGAGUUGGUUUUAUUGACAAUCUGUGCAGCUGCUUUUACUCUUCAUUGGGACAGAAACAAACCAUUUAUUUUUCAUAGUUACAGUUCGUAAGAAUCAACAAAGUACCUGAUUGGUUUUGUGCAUUUGAGACUGUGUGUAGGUCUGUUACACCUGGGUUUUGAGUUCCUUGUGUGCUGCAUGUUACAUAGUGGGUAUUUUUAUUAUUAUAGCCACAAUUGUCAAAGCUGGGAUCAAAGUGGCAUAUGAGGCUGUUAUUAAUUUUUAACAAUUAUGUUGACAAGUUGCUUCAGGAUCUUAGGGCCUUCGAAAGUACCAGAAGACCUUAGGAUUUAAUACAAAGCUGAAGGGCAGUUUUGUUUGUUUUCUCUCUUGACUGAUUUGUGGAACUAAACAAAUGUAUGUGAUAGUUGUGUGUGAACAUCUGUAAGAUUUGUUUUUAUGAUUGAGCAGUAAACGUGCCUUACAUCAAGCGAA